AUGCUAUCGAAGAAUAUUAGUUCACCUGGGGUUCCCUCUCCAGGCAGGAUAAGCAUGUCGUCCAAACGCAUGCAGCAAUUACAUGUCAUGAACCAGAACUACACACGCGAAAUGUUCGGCUUGCGAAACCUCGGAAACACCUGUUUUCUGAACAGUAUCCUCCAGUGUCUGGUUUCUGUGCCCCCUUUAGCUUUGUAUUUCAAAGAAAAGUUCUCCCCAUCGGAUAUUUGCAGUGGCGCAUCUACUGGUGCGAGGAGCUUAAACGGUACGGGAGGUCAAUUGGCUCAAGAAUUCAAGGCCUUCAUGGAUGAGGCACUUGCAGCCAGUGGAGGCCAAUGCCUGAAUCCAGCUGCGGUAAGGCAAGUGAUGAUAAAAUUCGCGCCACAGUUCAGUGGGUACAAUCAGCAAGAUGCGCACGAAGCUAUGAGGUUUUUGCUGGAUGGGCUGCAUGAGGAUUUGAACAGAGUGCGAAUAAAACCAAAGUACGUGGAAUUGCAGGAUAAGAAAGGUACUUGUUCAACUUCGUGGUCACUGUUGUUUAGUAAAUCUAAACAUGUUGUCAACAUGAUCAACUUGAUGAUGUUCAAAUUCAAGGCUCGUCCUGCAGAUGCAGACGAGUUCCCAAAUAUUACGACGAACCUCUAAUAAUUGAAACUGUAUCAUCUAAAAAAACUGUAUCAUAAGUAUAUUUGGUAUAUAAGGUAUCCUCUCGAGCAUACGCCUAUACCUACAGUACUUCUGUCAACAUCAUUUUUCCAUCAGGCGAAUCCCUCGACGAGGCAGCCAUGAGAUGGUGGAGCUAUUCUAUGUCUACGGGGAAUAGCGUAAUAACCGACAUCUUUGGCGGACAGCUCUUCAACGAAACAUACUGUCACAUCUGUGGUCACGCCAGUUGGGCUUUUGACACGUUCCUGGAUUUGAGUUUGCCUGUCCCGACGAAUCGAGUUAGCAGCAUACGGGAUGUACUAAAAAAGAUAUUAUUUAAGCUUAAUUAUCGUAUUCGUAUCGAUGAAUUGGCUGGCUAAACUAUCAACACGACCGCUAUCUAUCUAUGAACUUGCAUGUAAGUACUACUCGUCUUGGAUGUCUGAUGAUGAUCAUCCAUCCAUCAUUCAUUCCUCAUUCAUUCUCCUGCUAGGCACAUUCAUUCAUUCAUUCAUUCACUCAUUCACUCAUCAUGCAUCAUCAAUGUAUCUAGUGAUCAUCCAUCAGCAAUGUCAAACAACACCAACGGCACCAAAACAGAUCACCCUCACCGACUGCCUGCGCGAAUUCACGGACCGGGAAAAGCUCGAUGUCGAAGAUUACAAGUGCGAAAACUGCAAGCGCACUCAGCACAUCUCGAAGCGCAUGGGCAUUUACAAGCCACCACAGGUUUUAGUUAUACACCUAAAACGGUUUUCGUGGAUGUCAAGGAGGAAAUUAGACGUCAACGUUCAUUUCCCACUACGCGGUCUAGACAUAGGCGAGUUCGUAGAAGCGAAUCCGACGGUUGGUAGUCGAGUAGGGAGUGUUUUUGAUAUUGGAAAUGUCGAGAACGAAGACGGGAUGUUGAUGGACUCGACCAUGUCUCCCGUGGGAAAGUACAAGAACGACAAUAAUUUGGAUCGAGGUAUUAGCGGAACAAGCUGGAAAAACGUAGGUCGAAGUUCAGUAGUCCCAACACAGUCGCUAAGUGCUUUCAUAGGUGGUGGGACAAGCGAGGAAGAUGAGCAACGAGAAUCGGAGAGACAAUCUGCGUCCAGGAUGUCAAUGGGACCACCUAGAAGACGAGGGAGAUCCAAUAGCAACCGGUACAUCUACGACCUGGUAGGUGUGUCGCAACACGCAGGAUCGAUGAGCGGUGGCCAUUACACGGCGUGUGUCAGAUUGGGUUGUGUCAGAAAUGAAAAUUGGGCGAAUAUCAGCGACUCUACGGCGAUACCCACGAGACAAUCGGAGGACACGUCUUCUGAUUCCUCAGCAUAUGUAUUGUUCUAUGUGAGGAGGUGACGGUCACGGUAGAACUGGUGCCCAAGUAGAAUCAACAACACCCCUGCUUGGAUCGCUUAUUUUUUUUGCAUUUUUACCUUGCCUUGCUUUAUCUGUCUAAUUGAAAUAAAUCUAAUCUUCUGGAGCUGGGUUACUUACUUAGAUAUUCCAUCUGAUAGUGUUUGAGGUUCUACCACACCAAACCUUGAGCCAUAACAUUGAGGUAGUGUAUUUCAUCUACUCCGGGUGCUUUUAGUGUUGAGUUGUACAGGCCACAGGAUGAAAUACAGACUUAUGUAAAACUACGGCUCCCUUUAGUCGUAGUAGUUUUCAGCAUCAAACAAUGUUGAGAAAAAAUCUAUACAUAGAAUCGUAAACGCAGACCAGCGCCACUGGUCCUCUAUUACUAUGCUGACUUGUUCUAAUCAAUUUUUACACAGAAAGAUAGAGAUUACUCACUCGAUAGUUAAAUCGAUGACUCCUAAACAUAAUGAUCGAAUGAUUCUUUUCAUGUAUCCAUUUCUUGUAUUCCUCGUAUUGGAGCAAACAAGACCAUUGGAGCAAACAAAACCACAUGUAGUUUGUACAGGGUCGUGGGGUAGUGCAACAAAGAACAUCACGACAGAACAAG
This is a messenger RNA of Amoebophrya sp. A25, 2602 nucleotides long. Lineage: Eukaryota; Dinophyceae; Syndiniales; Amoebophryaceae. The record is from the annotation of a GenBank genome assembly.